CCCCCUUCCUCCUCCCCGCCGCCCGCCCUCUUCCCCUCCCCGCACGCACUUCGGCUCAGUCCGCAAGCGUUCCCUCAGUCGCCCGGGAAGGCUCCGCUGCUGUCAGCGCCUGGGUUGCACGGGAGGCAGAGAGCAAAGAUGGAUGACAAUGUAGUUCACAUGUAUCCACUGCACAUUGGAGAUGACGGGACCCUCUUUUUUGAAGGUAACUCUUGGCUGGCUUGUUUUUAUGAGUGUUGGAUUUUGUGCAAAGGUGCAGGUAGGGCCAAAGGCCAGGGCCCCACAGAUCAGCCCCCCCCACCCUGGCUACCAAAUGACUACCCAGAGAUUGGCAGAUGGAAGCAGCAGCAAACAGGCCUGACAUCAGCACCUGGGCCUGAUACUAGCCACCACAGCAUUCUUUUUUCGUGGGGUUUAGAAGCUGACAGCUGGAGACAUGCAAAAUCUGGGAAAGCUCAAAUCUUCCGAAACAGAGAGAAUCACGUGCUCAUCGUGAGACCAGAGGAUCAAGCAGAUGCCAUGGCAGUAUUUGAGUCAAUGACAGACCUAGAAGUGCGGAAUGAAUCUGGAAUCUCAUUCAAUGUACACAUGUACAAAGAUACUAACCUGAGAGGACUGCCAGUGGCCUUCAGCACACAGUGGAAAGGCAAAACUUAUAUCAUGAAAAUCGAAAAAGGUGGCAAAAUGAGGGUGGUAUUUAAGGAAGGAGAAGUCCCAGAUGCCAUCGAAGGAGAAACCAGUGACAUGAUCUUCUUCAAAAUACCAUUUUCCAGAUCCGACACACAAUGCUACAUGUUUGAGUCAACACUGGAGCGAGGUUACUUUCUUGCCUUUGAGAGAAACCAGAGCAGCAGUGCCACACGACUGAUCAUAAAGAGAACGGAGCUAAUCGACGAGUCCACAAAGCUAUAUCCUUCCCCGUUCCCAGAAUAAAAGAAACAUAAGUAAAAAAUAAAUCUGGAUACAAAGAGUAAGACAAAUAAUACAGAAUACCGAAAUGUAAAACACCACAUGCCUACGUGAAAAUGGCCCUUAACUAAUAAAUGAAUCUUGAAACAACCACAAUGCACACUAUAAAACUCCAUUGGAAAAACACAAUGUAAAUGCAAGGUAAAUACUUAAAGGAUUGUAGAAUUUAUGGUAUAAAGAAAAAUAUGGUUAUAAACACUAAUCCUAAGUGUUUGUUUCAGGACUGGAUUCUAGAAGUAAUUUGAGUUAAUGAAAAUUGUUGUACUGAGUAUUUUGAAAUAAGGCUUAUUAUUCAGGGCCCCUGAGAAAAGAGUGUAAUGACACACUGAAGGAAAUGCUGUCUAAUAAGAUAUAAAUCCUGUAUGCGACCUGCGUUUACGGAUUAUGAGAUGAAAUUGUUGGCUGACUUGCAGGCUUGCCUGGUGGUUAACAAACUAAUUAGAGAAGUCACACUGUAGUAAACCCUUGUCUAUCAUAGCAUAAGGUCAAUUGUUUUCUUUGAAGCUUUUGAAAUGCAUGUUGAUUAGACUGUAAAUUGCAGGGGUCAUCAGACUAUAAUUAUCCAGGGACUCCUUUGCGAUUCAGGUUCAAGGCAGAGACAAAGGAUCACUCCCCAGGUAAAGGUUGGUAAGGACUGCUUGAGAGAGAAUUGGAUCAUUAAACUACAUUCAUUUUAUUGUACUUUUUGCUCCAUUGGUGAAAUUUGCUGGUUUGCUAGUUUUCCUAUGCUUUGUUCCCCUUGGAAAUAUUUCUUUUAUCAUUUUAGUAAACUUUUUAACUUUGUUUCCUAACUUUAUAA
Molecule: messenger RNA, 1768 nt
Organism: Rhineura floridana
Lineage: Eukaryota; Metazoa; Chordata; Lepidosauria; Squamata; Rhineuridae
Product: interleukin-18-like
Exons: 5
Coding region: 139-933 (264 amino acids)
Biological process (GO): immune response; inflammatory response
Molecular function (GO): cytokine activity
Source: RefSeq, a predicted model, not a curated record